AUGUCGCUGGCCACAGUCUAUGGACUCUUGAUGCUGCUGGUGGGAAAGCACAGCCCCUGGGCCUGCAUGGUGGUCACCCUCACUUUGGCCAUCUUCCUUAGCUUGGGCAUGGCGUUCUCUCACCAAGUCCGGGUCACCGUCUUCCUGCUGCUGCCCCAGGCCUUCUCCUCUCAGGGCCGGACUUUGCUCUUGGUGGCUUCCUUUGGACUGGUGCUGCAAGGCCCUUGUGCCAAUACCCUACGCAACUUCACUCGGGCCAGUGAGGCUGUGGCCUGUGGGACAGAGCUGGCCUUGAACCAGACGGCUGAAAUGCUGGAGCGGGCCAAGCAGCCCCUCAUCGGUGCCCUGAACAAAAUUAAAGCCAUUGUCCAGAAGACCAAGGAGGUGGCUGACCGGGUCCGCAAGUUCUUUCGGUCAAUCAUGGAUGGUGUGAAGCAUAUAGCCAGGGCUCUGCAGAACGUCUGGCACUGGCUCGUGCACAUCGGUGACGUGUGCAACUCUGAGCUGGGGAACCCCUACACUAAGUGUGCACGCGUCUUUGACAAUGCCAAGGACAACUGUAUCACUGUCAUCCCCCUUAUCUACCACCUGUGCUAUAUCCUCGUGCCCUUCAAGUUGAUCCUCUGCGGACUUGCCAGCGUGAUCCAGCUGUUCUGUAUCAUCCCCAAGUACAUUCAACCCUUCUUGAAAAAGACCAUCGGAACCCCUCUGAGGAACAUAGUUGAUCGGGUGCGUCGAGAGUUCGAGUUCAACGUGACAGCCAACCACCACUUCUUUGUGGAUCUCAAUGCCUCUCGGAGCCUGUCCCAGGUAGCGCAGGACCUCAGCGAGGCCAUCAGCAUGAAGCUGCACGGCGUCCGGGAUGUCAUGUCUAUGAUGGGCUACACCACAUCGCUACUGCUCGCGUUUCUCUACCUCCAAGCCCUGCUUUACCGGUAUCGUUACCUGACCAAGGAUCACUUUGACAACAUCUACAUUACCAGCCGGUUCAUGCGCAUGGAGGCGGUGCGCUCCAAGGCAGGACUGACCACCGUGAUGCCACUCAGUGCCCACGAGGCCACGCAAUACAUCCAGACAGGCUCCAUCUUCUUGUCCCAGCGGGAACAAGUUUUUUACAUUCUGGCGACCUUUGACCUGAUCCGGCACUUCUUCCUCGCGCUGCUUCUGGUCUUCUUGGACUACUCCGUCUUCUGGGUGCUGGAUCUGGCCCGGCACCAGCUGCAGGGGGAGAUCGUGGCCCGCAGCCCUGUGUUAGUUUCCAUCAACGUGGAAGGUGUCGGCUACACUGGGAGGAUUUACCGGGAUCUGGUUUCCGCGUUUGACGUCCUGCAGCAAGGCAACAUCAGCGUCUUGUCACAGCGCUGUGCCCUGCGUCCCUCAGAGCCUGACAGCAAGGUUUACCUCUCCAUUGGAGUCAUGUAUGGCCUGUGCUUCUUUGUCACCUUGUUUGGCAACUACGUCAGUCGGCUUCGUCGGGUCAUCUGCGCCUCUUACUACCCGUCCAGGGAGCAGGAGAGGGUCACCUACCUCUACAAUGAACUUCUGAGCCGCAGAAGCAACCUGUCGUCUGCCUUGCACCGAUCAGUACUGCGGCGGGCAGCUGACCAGGGCCAUGAGAGUGUCCUCCUGGUGCUGGCCAAGUGGUGCCCCUGUCUGGCUCCCUUUAUUAAGAAGUCUUGGCGGCACCAGAUCUUAUGCUUGGGCUGUGGACAGCCUCAGGAUGAGGGGGACAUGGAGAAAUUUGUGUCCUGCAGUACUCCAGGCUGCAAAGGCAUCUUCUGCUCCACCUGCUUCGGCCUCCUAAACAACACCUGCUCAGUGUGUGCGUCCCCGCUUUCCUACCAGGGGCAGCUGGACAUAGAGCUGGACUCCAGUGACGAAGAUGGUCCUCGGCUGUGGCUGGCUGCAGCUCGAAAGAAAGACCCCAAGCAGGAGCGGCUACUGCGACGGCAACUCCAGGAGGCACUGGGCAGGAAGCUCAGGAGCUUCUCCUCAGAGUCCAGCUCCGAGCUCAGUGACCAGGAUGAGAAUUGGCCCAAGAAGAGGAAGCACAAGCUGCUGCCCCCAUACAAGACCCAGUCUGUUCACAUUCCCAUGCCUCCUCAGAACCCCUGA
Molecule: messenger RNA, 2115 nt
Organism: Condylura cristata (star-nosed mole)
Lineage: Eukaryota; Metazoa; Chordata; Mammalia; Eulipotyphla; Talpidae
Gene: DCST2
Product: DC-STAMP domain containing 2
Exons: 15
Coding region: 1-2115 (704 amino acids)
Cellular component (GO): membrane
Source: RefSeq, a predicted model, not a curated record